Messenger RNA from Cuscuta campestris, 1236 nucleotides. The record is from the annotation of a GenBank genome assembly. NCBI's taxonomy places the organism in Eukaryota, Viridiplantae, Streptophyta, Magnoliopsida, Solanales, Convolvulaceae.
AGAUUUAAUAGGUUUGUUUUUAAAAGUUUUAAUAAAUCAAUAAAAUAGGUUUUCAAACCAAAGUUCAAGCUUCCUUUUUGAGGAACAUGUCUGGUCCACAACAAUUUGCAAAAUCAAAAAAUGGAAAACACUAAUUCUGCAAUUUUUUUCAUUUAUUUUUAUACCUUUUGUGGGAGUCUGUCCAUAGGAGUAAAAUAGAUCAUUUACAAAAUAGACUUCUAAAAUUGGAAUUGCAACAGGCAUGAAUGCAAUUGGCCUUGGCAAUGACACAGAUGCCACUAUAUUAGAAGUAGAAGAAGAAGAUGAAGUUGAUGGGUUUGAGUCCAUAGACAAGUUAGUCUUUGAUGAAAAUACUAAUGCCUUCAUACAAACUGAUCUAACUUCACCAGAACCUACAAAAAGUUCAAACAUAGAAGAUCAACCUUCAUCACACAAUAACGUCCAAGGAAAAAGGAGCAGAGAUGAUUUUGAAAAUAGAAAAGGAAAAAAGGUUAGUAAAACUCAAGAUGAGGUGUUAGUGAACUUGUCAAGUGGGUUUGGAAUAAUUGUUAAGAGCUUUGAUAAAAUUUGUGGCCUGAUGGAGAAGAGAGAGUCGAGAGAGAGUGGCCUUUUGGAUGCCAUGAAUGAGACACCGGGACUAACUGAUGAUGAAUGCUUUAUGGCUCUUGAUUUGCUUAACACCAAAGCAAAGCAAGAUUUCUUCUUGAAGAUGACUCCUGAACAACGAUUAAGUUGGAUCAUCUCUAAACAAAUGCAGUAGUCUUAAGAGUUAUUUUAGCAAUAGAUACUUUUUUAGUCGUAGUAUAAUUAAUUUGAAGAAGUUACAGAUUUGAUCAGGGACGACCACCGACGCAGCCUUCCGCAGAAGUCAACGACGAGCCCUCCCGCCGCGUCUGACUUCCCCUGCCACAUGCGAUGUCUCCCACCACCAGCUGAAUCCAGGCUCUGUUUCGUACACGAAAUUCAAACUGUGAAUCAAAAUUGGGGACAACAAUUUCAAUUUUGCUGUUUGGUAGCACAAAAAUAUGUGGACUUGGAAUUGGUGGUGCCAAAAAUGAAUUGGAAUUGGAGAACUCACUUCCAUUCAAAUCAAUUCCAUAGAAAUUUCAACUCCCAAUUCAAUUCCAGUUCCGUGUACCAAUUGGACCCUUACUCAUUUCGGUUCGUGCCUGCAAUUUGGCCUGGGGGCUGGGAGAGAGCUUUAGCUUCCUAAGUUUCUAAAGGUGUCUAUUGUGG